Molecule: messenger RNA, 411 nt
Organism: Pieris macdunnoughi
Lineage: Eukaryota; Metazoa; Arthropoda; Insecta; Lepidoptera; Pieridae
Source: the annotation of a GenBank genome assembly
AUGUAUUUCACCAAUUACCUGUUCUUUGAAACUGUUGAUAUAAGAAAUGGUUGGUUCUCAACAUGCAGCUGUCGGGGCGGAGCGCUAGCCACUCCUCGGGCGUCCAUAUCUGCCUUGUUGCGGAAUCGAGCCUUCGCCCUCGUGUCUCCGCGAGCCAUAUCUGCAUACCGGGCGAGGCCGGCUUCAGACAGCGGUCGUGUGGGAGCGCAGUAUGAGAGAGCGGCUGCAAGACCUGGGACUCCUCUUCGCCUUGCAGGGGUCUUCGCUGAUGGCAGUAAGGCGAAAGCACCGAAAUAUGCCCAACUGAUCGAUCCUCAGGGGAAUGUAAGUAAAAAAUCUGUUUUCCUUAGAUUUAAUACAGGAUCUACUGUCCAGGGGAGAGAAAAGAGAGAGACGGACGAACUAUCAUAA